Molecule: messenger RNA, 3377 nt
Organism: Aptenodytes forsteri (emperor penguin)
Lineage: Eukaryota; Metazoa; Chordata; Aves; Sphenisciformes; Spheniscidae
Gene: INTS4
Product: integrator complex subunit 4
Exons: 22
Coding region: 277-2853 (858 amino acids)
Biological process (GO): snRNA processing
Cellular component (GO): integrator complex
Source: RefSeq, a predicted model, not a curated record
CAGCACGAGGACCUGUCCGCUAAGAAGCUGCGGCUGACCAAGCCCAGCAAGUCAGCGGCGCUCCAUGUCGACCUGUGCAAAGCCACCUCACCUGCAGAUGCCUUGCAGUACCUGCUCCAGUUUGCCAGGAAGCCUGUGGAAGUGGAGAGCGUGGAAGGGGUUGUCAGGAUCCUGCUGGAGCAUUAUUACAAGGAGAACGAUGCCUCUGUAAGAUUGAAGAUCGCUUCCUUGCUGGGCUUGUUAUCCAAGACUGCAGGAUUUUCCCCUGAUUGCAUUAUGGAUGAUGCCAUUAACACGCUUCAAAAUGAGAAGUCUCACCAAGUCCUUGCUCAGCUGCUGGACACCCUGUUGGUGAUCGGCACAAAACUCACAGAGAAUCCGUCUGUCAGGAUGAGGCUGGUAGAGGUAGCCUGCAAGCAUCUGACAGAUUCUUCCCAUGGUGUAAGAAAUAAGUGUCUUCAGUUAAUUGGCUGUCUUGGACCAGUGGAAAAAGGUGUUGCAAAAGAAGUUGAAAGCCAGGCUGCCAAAGAUGUCCAGAAGAUAAUAGGAGAUCAUUUUAACGACCAGGACCCUCGUGUUAGGACAGCAGCUAUAAAAGCCAUGCUGCAGCUUCAUGAAAGAGGAUUAAAAUUACAGCAGGCUAUUUACAGUCAGGCCUGCAAGCUGUUGGCAGACGAUUAUGAGCAAGUGCGCAGUGCUGCGGUUCAGCUCAUUUGGGUCCUCAGUCAACUUUACCCUGAAAGCAUCGUCCCGAUUCCUUCUUCUAAUGAAGAAAUUCGCUUGGUUGAUGAUGCAUUUGGAAAAAUUUGUCAUAUGGUUAGCGAUGGUUCCUGGGUUGUUAGAGUACAAGCUGCUAAGCUAUUGGGUUCUAUGCAACAAGUUAGCUCCCACUUCUUAGAGCAGACCCUUGACAAGAAGCUCAUGUCAGAUCUGCGGAGGAAGCGCACUGCGCAUGAACGAGCCAAAGAACUCUACAGCUCUGGGGAGUUUUCAAGUGGCAGAAAGUGGGGAGAUGAUGCUCCCAAAGAAGAAAUUGAUACAGGUGCUGUAAACUUGAUUGAAUCGGGAGCUUGUGGGGCUUUUGUUCAUGGCCUGGAAGAUGAGAUGUAUGAGGUUCGGAUCGCUGCGGUUGAAGCCCUCUGUAUGUUGGCUCAGUCCUCGCCUUCUUUUGCGGAGAAGUGCCUGGAUUUUUUGGUUGACAUGUUCAAUGACGAAAUUGAGGAGGUGAGAUUGCAGUCAAUACACACAAUGAGAAAAAUUUCCAACAACAUCACGCUGCGGGAAGACCAGCUGGAUACUGUGUUAGCCGUCUUGGAGGAUUCUUCAAGGGACAUUCGGGAAGCGCUUCAUGAACUGUUGUGUUGCACCAAUGUCUCAACUAAAGAAGGCAUCCAUCUUGCGCUGGUGGAGCUGCUGAAAAACCUAACUAAGUAUCCCACAGACAGAGAAUCCAUAUGGAAAUGCUUGAAGUUCUUGGGAAGCAGGCAUCCCACUUUGGUGCUUCCGUUAGUCCCAGAGCUGCUGAGCACGCAUCCGUUCUUUGACACUCCAGAACCAGACAUGGAUGAGCCAGCCUACAUUGCUGUUCUGGUUCUGAUUUUUAAUGCUGCUAAAAGUUGCCCAACAAUGCCUGCCCUGUUCUCUGAUCAUACAUUCAGACAUUACGCCUAUCUUCGGGACAGUCUCUCUCAUCUGGUUCCUCCGUUAAGAUUGCCAGGUAGAAAGCUGGUGUCCUCCCCUGUCUCUCCCAGUAUUACACCACAUGAAGAUCCUUCCCAGCAGUUCUUGCAUCAGAGCCUGGAGAGAGUUUACAACCUUCAGCACCUUGACCCGCAGGGCAUACAGGAGCUGCUGGAAUUUACCAUCCGCGAUCUUCAGAGGCUUGGAGAACUGCAGUCAGAACUGGCAGGGAUGGCAGAUUUCACUGCAACUUACCUUCAGUGUCAGCUGCUCCUCAUCAAGGCCUUGCAGGAGAAGCUGUGGAAUGUGGCAGCUCCUCUGUACCUGAAGCAGAACGCGUUAGCAUCUGCUGCAGCAAAACAGAUCUUGGAAGAAACUUAUAAAAUGGAGUUCAUGUACAGCGGCGUGGAAAGUAGACAAGUGGUCAUUAUUCACCACAUGAGACUGCAAGCGAAGGCGUUACAGCUUAUAGUGACUGCGCGUACCACCAGAGGAGUGGAACCCCUUUUUGGGAUGUGUGAAAAAUUCCUACAGGAGGUGGAUUCCUUUCAGAGAUGUUUCAUCUCUGAGCUCCCACAUAUGCAAGGCAGUUUUGUAGAUAAAUUGCUGGACUUAAUGCCUAGACUCGUGACGUCCAAGCCUUCGGAAGUGGUCAAGAUUCUUCAGACAACACUGCGACAAAGUACCUUCCUCCACCUUCCUCUUCCAGAGCAGCUCCAUAGAGCUACUGCAAAUAUUAUUGAGCCUACCGGCGAAUCUGAUAAUCCUCUGAGGUUUACAUCGGGGUUGGUAGUGGCACUGGAUGUUGAUGCAACUCUGGAGCACGUGCAGGAUCCCCAGGGAACCGUUAAAGUUCAGGUGUUGUAUCCAGAUGGACAAGCACAACUAAUCCAUCCUAAACCAGCUGACUUUCGAAAUCCCGGUCCGGGAAGGCACAGGCUGAUAACUCAGGUUUACCUCUCACACACAGCCUGGACAGAGCCGUGUCAGAUUGAAGUGCGGUUGCUGCUGGCCUACAAUUCCAACAGGAGCAAGGCAUCUGCUAAAAUUCCUAAAUCUACCUGGAGCGAGAGCUUGGAGGCUCUCCCGCAAUCUGAAAACAGCAUAGAGGGGACCAUACCCUUCAGCAAACCCGUCAAAGUUUAUAUAAUGCCCAAACCUGCCAGACGGUGAAGUCUGACGCCAAAAGAAAUACAUUUAUGGGAUUGUUGGGUUACCUGAAAACAACAUGCUGUGUUCCAAGGUAGUGAACCAAACCAAAACAGACUUACACCAGUCAACCAUAGAAAUAAAGCUGCCGAAGAACGAUUGGUCUCCUCUGUUAAGAAGCAGAUAGACCGAUGCAGGAGUUAUUCAGCUAGUUAAGGGUAGUUUCAAGAAAAUGCAGGUGUUUCUAUAUUGAAUCAACAAAAUCAAGACAGUUCUCAGCAUUCCAGUAGUAUUUCAUUGGGCUGUAUCUUCAGUUUUCACUUGCCAAAAGUUUCUCUCCAAGGCCUCUAGGUUUUCUGCUAUGUAUUUACUAUGUAAAUGCUUAGGCACAUAAAUCAAUGUUAUUUUUACUGUACUCUGAAAUGAAAGCUAAGGAGUUUGAGGUUUGUUGUUUUGUUAGGUUUUUUUUUUAAAUGUCUAAAACUUGUAUUUGUGCAUUGGUACCUAAAUUCUUAGUAAAGAAAAAAAUAAAAUCUAAAGUCCUGCUG